ACCAUCAAAAACCCUUCAUGGCUUCGUCCAUCUCAUAUGAAUUGUGGUUUGUUUUGGGUCCAAAUAAACUAAAAUUUAAAUUCUAAAACAUCGACUUUUAAAAAUUCUACCGUUGCGUUAAGGCAGUAUGGACUCCGGAGACGAUGACUUGUUGUACGAAGAAGACGACAGUGUUGGCGAUUGGCAGUCUGAGGAUGCUGAACAUAGCGAUUUCGAUAUCGAUUGUGAGGAACCUUCGACUCCAAAACGACCACAUUUAAAUGAUGAUUUUCAUUACGAAUGCCUUUCACCAGAAGCUUUAGUGUCCUACAUGAAUGAAAUCAUUGAUGAAGUCAACAGCGUUUUUCAACUACCAAGACCAAUGGCUAGGAUAUUAUUGAGCCAUUUCAAAUGGGACAGAGAAAAAUUGCUUGAAAGAUAUUACAGUGGCAAUCAAGAGAGUCUGUUUUCAGAAGCUCACAUUGUGAAUCCAAAUACUUCAAAAUCUUCUCAGUCAACCAGGGCAAAUACAAGAUCUCAACCCACAGAAAUACUGUGUGACAUAUGUCUCUCUCUAAUACCUGCAGGGAAUUUUACUGGUUUAGAAUGUAGUCACAAGUUUUGUCCACGAUGCUGGAAGGAAUAUCUCACAACCAAAAUUAUAGAUGAACAUAUGGGAGAGAAUAUUUCUUGUCCUGCUAGUAAAUGUGAUAUUCUUGUAGAUGAAGCUUUUGUAGGACAAAUAUUACGAGAUCCCAAAGUCAAGACACAGUAUCAUCAUCUGAUAGCAAAUAGCUUUGUUGUGAAUAAUCGUUUAAUGAAGUGGUGCCCUGGUCCUGACUGCCAUAAUGCCGUCAAGGCUAAUUAUCACGACGCACUACCUGUCACCUGCCUGUGUGGAUAUAACUUCUGCUUUGGUUGCUCAGAGCCCGUACAUGAACCAGUUAAAUGCCAGUGGUUGAAAAAGUGGAUCAAGAAAACAAAUGAUGAUAGUGAAACAUCAAACUGGAUCUCGGCAAAUACAAAAGAGUGUCCAAAAUGUAAUGUAACGAUAGAAAAGAAUGGAGGGUGCAACCACAUGGUCUGUAGGAAUAGCAGUUGCAAGGCUGAUUUCUGCUGGGUGUGUCUAGGCCCCUGGGAACCACAUGGGUCCAGCUGGUAUAGCUGUAAUCGAUAUGAUGAGAAAGAGGCUCAAUCAGCAAGAGAUUCUCAAUCUCGAUCAAGAGCAGCGCUAGAAAGAUAUCUAUUCUACUGUAAUCGAUACAUGAACCAUGCUCAAAGUGCAAAGUUUGAAAGCAAACUCUACGCUCAGGUCAAGCAAAAGAUGGAAGAGAUGCAACAACACAAUAUGUCUUGGAUAGAGGUUCAGUUCCUGAGGAAGGCUGUAGAUGUCUUGUGUCAGUGCCGUAACACCUUGAAAUACACUUACGUCUUUGCUUUCUACCUAAAGAAGAAUAAUCAGUCAGUCAUUUUUGAGGACAACCAGAAAGACUUGGAGAUGGCAACAGAAACGCUGUCCGAGUACUUAGAACGAGACAUCACACAAGAAUCUCUAUCCGACAUCAAACAAAAAGUACAAGACAAGUACAGAUACUGUGAAGCAAGACGCAAGGCAUUACUCGACCACGUAUACGAGGGGUAUGACACAGAUAUCUGGGAAUACAUCGACUAUGACUAAAAAAACGACCUGCCUUAAAUACCUUGAAACUGGCUGCUCGAAUAGAGGCGUUGUCUUAACAUCAUGGCCAGGAAAUUCCGCCAAUGGUUUCGUAGUUUCCCCCCUGACAAACUGACGAAUACUUGUUAAUAUUCAGUACCAAUUUGGUGUUAAGAGUGUUAAUAGCAGUGAAGCCUGUUGGACAAACUUUGAUCCUCCACAGCAAGACCAACAUGUUCGGUUGCAACAUAAAGCGUUUUUUGCGAUGUUUGCUCGUGUUAGUACUUUAGCUUUUAUUUAGUCGUAAAUGCUUCUCAUCCGAAAUCUUGAAUCUCCGGUCUCCUGCUUCUUAGAGAUAACAAGAUACACUGAUUGAUUGAUAACAAAUGAACAACUUCAAUGCUUUUUGGGGAAUAAACCAACUAAGCGUUUGGGGAUUCUUGAAGGAGCCGAUGACCACCUAACUAUUCUUCUAGCUUAUGAGCAGAGUCUUAGAACUUUUUACCUUCUUUGUUUGUUGUCUCAUUCCAGACCAUGUAAUGUUGGUUCUUUCAUAUGUAAAUUUUUCAAAAUGCUCAUCAUAAAAGAAACAUUAUCAGGGAAAUGUCACAUGGUCUGAAAUGGGACAACAAACAACAAAGGUAGAGAGGUCUGUUGUCUGUUGUCGGCUCCCAAACCCUUCAGAGAAAAUAGUCAACUUUCGAUAUUUUUUCCGGUUUCAGCCAAAUGUCAUUCUCUUGUGAAUAAGAUUCUUUGUUUAAGCUUUAUCUAUAUUCAUGUGUCUUCUUUUGCGCCACCGUUAAACAAAGAAAUGAUACUCUAGGGAAUGACACUUGGUCUAAAAUGGGAAACAUUACGUCUGAUUACGAGUGAUCAAGUAGAAAACAAACGAUUAAAUUCCUUUGAGCCUCGACUUGAAAUGUUUUGUGCUUGAUCACUCAACCAGAAUAUCAAAAGUUUGCUAUUAGAAGUGACUGCCAUGUUGGAUGACAACUAAGCCUAAUCUAACAGUCUUCAUUUUUCUUCAACAUAGCGGCCAUGACCUCAUGUUUGAGAAAUUGGAAAAUAUUAAGCAUAAAAUGAACAAAUUUCUGUUAUUAAGGAAAGAUGUAUUGUGUAAACAUCUUGCCAACCCGCAAAAUCCUUUUUUAUAAAUAUUUUCUGUUUUAGAUUUAUUAUACUCUAAACGUUUGCUUUCACA
Messenger RNA from Actinia tenebrosa (Australian red waratah sea anemone), 2837 nucleotides. Its product is annotated as E3 ubiquitin-protein ligase arih1. Gene Ontology annotation, molecular function: ubiquitin-protein transferase activity; zinc ion binding. Gene Ontology annotation, biological process: protein ubiquitination. The record is from RefSeq and is a predicted model, not a curated record. NCBI's taxonomy places the organism in Eukaryota, Metazoa, Cnidaria, Anthozoa, Actiniaria, Actiniidae.